AUGGCGCUGAAAGCAAAGAAGGAAGACCUUGCCCCUCCCAAAGCCAAAGCCAAAGCCAAAGCAAAAUCUUUGGGAGCAAAGAAAGCAGAACUGAAAGGAAAGAAGAAGAAGAAGAAGAAGAAGAUAUGCAUGUCACCCACCUUCUGAAGGCCCAAGACACUGUGCCAAAGGCAACCCAAAUAUCUUCGGAAGUGCGCCCCCAAGAAAAACAAGCUUGACCACUGUACUAUCAUUAAGUUCCUCCUGACUACUGAGUCAGCCAUGAAGACGAUAGAAGACAAUGAUACACUUGUGUUCAUUGUGGAUGUCAAGACCAAUAAGCACCAGAUCAAACAUGCUGUGAAGGAGCUAUACGACGUUGAUGUGGCCAAAGUCAACACCCUGAUCAGGCCUGAUGGAGAGAAGAAGGCAUAUGUUCAGCUGGCUCCUGACUAUGAUGCUUUGGAUGUUGCCAAGAAAAUUGGGAUCAUCUAAACUGAGUCCAGCUGGCUAAUUCUAAAUAUAAAAAUUUUUCACUGUAUGUU
Pteropus alecto (black flying fox) is the source of this 524-nucleotide messenger RNA. RefSeq names its product 60S ribosomal protein L23a-like. Gene Ontology annotation, molecular function: structural constituent of ribosome. Lineage: Eukaryota; Metazoa; Chordata; Mammalia; Chiroptera; Pteropodidae. Gene Ontology annotation, cellular component: ribosome; cytosolic large ribosomal subunit. Gene Ontology annotation, biological process: translation; ribosomal large subunit assembly. The record is from RefSeq and is a predicted model, not a curated record.